UGCCUGCCGUGCAAAGGACCACUCUCGGAUAACCCGCGUCACCCACCAGUCUAAACGGCACAAACAUGAAGGCCUCGCUGUCCUUGCUGACCCUCUGCGUCGUGGUUGCGACCGCCAUGGCCGGCUACUACGGAGGGUACGGAGGCUACGGCGGUUAUGGUGGCUAUGGUGGUUAUGGUGGUUAUGGUGGCUACGGAGGCUACGGCCGCGGCUACGGAGGAUACGGCGGCUACGGGGGAUACGGUGGCUACGGUCACGGUGGCUAUGGAGGAUACGGAGGCUACGGCGGAUAUGGCGGCUACGGAGGCUAUGGAGGCUAUGGCGGUUAUGGAGGAUACGGUCACGGCGGCUACGGCCAUGGCGGCUACGGCCACGGAUACGGAUACAAAGUCAUCAGCUACGGACACGGCCACGGCUACCACGGCUAAAAUGUGCCCUCUUGUAUAUAGAAAUAAAUUGUACAGUAGAAAA
Molecule: messenger RNA, 471 nt
Organism: Rhipicephalus sanguineus (brown dog tick)
Lineage: Eukaryota; Metazoa; Arthropoda; Arachnida; Ixodida; Ixodidae
Product: neuropeptide-like protein 31
Exons: 2
Coding region: 66-428 (120 amino acids)
Source: RefSeq, a predicted model, not a curated record